GCCAUAAAGAUAUCCAGUAUCAUCUUUCAUAGGUAUCAACAAGUAGGUAAAGAAAACUAAAAGUCAGUCAAUACUUACCUUAAUUUCUAAGUUAUAUACCUACCUAGUACCAUCCAACGCAGAUUAUAUAAAAUAACACGCCAGCAGAAAUAACUAUCUGUCAUAAUGGCUGCACCAGGAAACGGCAACGCACCCGCUCAUGGGUUUUCUCUCCCCGACGCCGACUUUGACGCCUUCAACAACCAGGCCAUCCAGGACUACUACAAGAAGAAGGCAAAUGAGGAUAUCCUGACCGGCCCAACUGAAGUUGAGGAUGAUAUUGAAACGGAAGCAAGGCAAGUAGUCAAGAAUUGGGAGAAAGUUGUUGGUCGCCAGGCCACAACAGAAGAGCGUGAGAGAAUGACGGCUAAGAUUCAUAGAAUUAGGGCCGGAGCUUGGCUCGAACGCACAAAGAAGAAUCUCGUUGGAGAGACGACGGUCCCGAUCGCUGUGUUCAACCGUUUCGUUGCCCAGAACGAAGGCUCUGUCGCAUACGUCGCUCGUCGCAUGUGCGAUAUGGCUGAAGAGCGCGAGCAGGCGGCCGAAGAGAUCCGUAAUCUCCGGGAUGCUAAUGGGAGACUAGCAAUGGAUGCGGCUAAACGAUGCGAUGAAGAGAAGGCUAAGCUCACGUCGGAGAAUGAUGAGUUGGCAAAAAAGAUCGCCGAGCUUGAGGAGAAUAACGAGCGUCUGCGCGACGACCUCGACGACGCAAUUAAUCAGCCUCCGAUCGAUGAUAAGGCGAAGGACGAGAUCGUUAGGUUGGAAUCUGAGAUUAAUGAUCUUCUGCGAGAGCAUACAUAUCGAGACGCGAAAAUUAAGACUCUUGAAACCGAGUUGAGGGAGUCGCGAAAACGAGAGAACGCCGCCAGAGACGAGAUACGUAUGCAAGAUCGUCAGAUUACGGAGCUAGAGAACAAGAACGAUUCUCAGGGUCGCGAUAUCCGGGAUAAAGACCACGAGAUCAGCCAGCUGAAGCUAUCUAAAUCGAACCCCGAGAAAACGGACACGGCCGCGAUCAUCAAGGGUCUACGGAAAGCGAAGAGGGACCACGAGGAGAUCAGCAAGGAAGUGCAGGCCCUGAUCGACGACUGGAUGGCCAGCAUCGCGGACCAGAACAAUCUCCGGGAAUACCACAUCUGCGUCGAGGAUCUGAAAAAGGACCUGCAAUUCCUGCGCGGGAAAGUGCUUGAGUUCAACGAGGGCCUCGGUAAUACCACGACCCCCGAAACCAACGCUCUGGAGGUCCUCAAGUCCUUGACGGAAGAGCUGAACAAGCAGCCCAAACAACAAAUGCGCACGCGUCUCUGGUCGCUCAAACUCGUCACGGACCUCAGCCUCGCAGAGACGCGUCUGAAGACCGAGCAGCUGCGCACGGAUACCCUGCGCAUGCAGCUCGAGAUGAAGAAGUCGGACGAGCAGCUGUCCGCGGAGACGAAGAUGCAGUACGGCAUUUACAACCAGGAGGAGAUCGAGCGGGAAGUCGACUCCCGUACACAGAUGUACCGGAACCAUCGCCUUGAGAUUCUGGAUAACAUCUUUGGGGCCGCGGAGGAUCUGAAGGUCGUGGCGAUUCGGUGUACCCAUGUGCCGACGCGGACGCAGAUUAAUGAUAUCUGUAAGAAGUAUUUGACGCCGGAGUCUUUGCCGAAGCCGAAGUUGCAGCCGCCGCGGAUGCCGAGAAACUAA
Messenger RNA from Annulohypoxylon maeteangense, 1725 nucleotides. RefSeq lists its product as uncharacterized. NCBI's taxonomy places the organism in Eukaryota, Fungi, Ascomycota, Sordariomycetes, Xylariales, Hypoxylaceae. The coding region runs from base 166 to 1725 and encodes 519 amino acids. The record is from RefSeq and is a predicted model, not a curated record. The transcript has a single exon.